UUAGAAACAGAGCAAGAGCAACGCUUUAGCAGACACAAUCAUCCAUGGAAGGAGGAGAUAUAUGCAGUGCGAGCAACAGCCUGCGCGUGAUCAGCUCCACCAUGGCGAGGGACCAUGCGACGACGGCGAUGGACGUGUUCUCGAGGUCUUCAGGCGUCGACGAGGAUGAUGAAGAAGCUCUCAAAUGGGCUGCUCUGGAGAAACUCCCGACCUUCGACCGUCUCCGGAAAGGAAUCCUGAUGGCUUCGCGCGGCGGGGGUGCCAAUGAGAUCGACAUCCAGAACCUGGGCUUUCAUGAGAGGAAGAGAUUGAUGGAGAGAUUAGUGAGGGACGCUGAAGAGGACAACGAGAAGUUCUUGCUGAAGCUCAGGAACCGCAUUGACAGAGUUGGAAUUGAUAUUCCUACUAUUGAAGUUAGAUUUGAGCACUUAAACGUGGAGGGAGAAGCCCAUGAAGGAAGUAGAGCUUUGCCGACCUUCAUCAAUUUCUGGAUUGAUAUUCUAGAGGGCCUCUUGAAUUUUCUGCCCAUACUUCCUAAUGGAAAGAAGCACUUCACUAUCCUUCAAGAUGUCAGUGGGAUCGUCAAACCUGGCAGGAUGACUUUGCUUAUGGGUCCUCCUAGUUCAGGGAAGACGACACUCUUGUUAGCUUUGGCAGGCAAGCUUGAUCCUAUACUAAAGACAACAGGAAAGGUAACUUACAAUGGACAUGGCUUGAAUGAGUUUGUGCCCCAAAGAACUGCAGCUUACAUAAGUCAACACGAUAUUCACAUAGGAGAAAUGACAGUUAGAGAAACUUUGGCCUUCUCCGCAAAAUGUCAGGGUGUUGGAUCACGAUAUGAUAUGUUGUCAGAGUUGUUGAGAAGAGAGAAAGUGGCAAAUGUAAAACCAGACCCUGAUAUUGAUAUCUUCAUGAAGGCAGCAGCAAUAGAAGGUCAGGAGGCUAAUGUUAUCACUGAUUAUAUUCUUAAGAUUUUAGGGUUGGAAAUAUGUGCUGAUACAAUGGUUGGAGAUGAAACGUUGAGAGGUAUUUCUGGAGGACAACGGAAGAGUGUGACCACAGGUGAGAUGCUGGUUGGGCCUGCCAAGGCAUUGUUCAUGGAUGAGAUAUCUACUGGGCUUGAUAGCUCGACGACAUAUCAGAUUGUCAACUCUUUGAAACAAUUUAUUCGCAUUUUUGAUGGAACAACGGUUAUCUCUCUCCUCCAGCCAGCUCCGGAGACUUAUGAUUUGUUUGACGAUAUCAUUCUCCUCUCUGAUGGUCAGGUCGUGUACCAGGGCCCACGUGAACUCGUUCUAGAUUUCUUUGAAUCCAUGGGAUUCAAAUGCCCUGGGAGGAAGGGGGUCGCCGAUUUCUUGCAGGAAGUAACAUCAAGAAAGGAUCAGCAUCAGUAUUGGGUACGCAAAGACGAGCCUUACACUUUCGUCACAGUUCGGGAAUUUGCGGAGGCAUUCCAGUCAUUUCACGUGGGAAGAAAACUUGGGGAUGAACUGUCUACUCCAUUUGAUAAGAGCAAGAACCACCCGGCCGCUUUGACUACCAAAAGAUUUGGCGUUGGAAUGAAGGAUUUACUGAAAGCUUGCAUUUCAAGAGAGUAUUUACUUAUGAAAAGGAAUUCCUUUGUCUACAUCUUCAAAAUUGUUCAGCUCACAAUUAGCGCGAUUAUUACGAUGACCUUUUUCUUUCGGACUAAGAUGCAUCGGGAUACCACUCAUGGAGGAGAUUACAUUGGUGCCUCGUUCGUCACCAUAAAUUCAGUAGUGUUCAAUGGAAUGGCGGAGCUUUCAAUGACCGUAGCCAAGCUCCCAAUUUUCUACAAGCAAAGAGACCUCCUCUUCUAUCCGGCAUGGGCAUAUGCUCUUCCAACUUGGAUUCUAAAGAUCCCUAUCACUUUUGUGGAGGUUGCAGCUUGGGUGUUCAUCAGCUACUAUGUCAUUGGAUACGAUCCAAAUGUUGGAAGGUUGUUCAAGCAGUUUUUGCUUGUGCUUGUUGGCCAGAUGGCCUCUGGAUUGUUUCGAUUGAUUGCGGCACUUGGGAGAAACAUGGUCGUUGCCAACACAUUGGCAACAUUUGCUACGUCCAUUUUCGUAGCAUCGGGCGGAUUCGUUCUUUCCCGAAAGGAAGUGAAGAAAUGGUGGAUUUGGGGCUACUGGACAUCUCCUUUAAUGUAUGGGCAGAGCGCAAUGGUCAUUAACGAGCUUCUAGGGUCGAGUUGGGAUAAAAUUCCCCUAAAUUCAAGUUCAAACGAACCACUGGGAAUUCAAGUUUUGAAGUCCCGUGGGUUCUUUACUGAAGCAUACCAGUAUUGGAUAGGAGUUGGGGCAUUGUUUGGGUUCAUCAUCCUCUUCAACUUUGGGUUUUCAGUGGCUCUUGCUCUCCUCAAUCCCUUUGGCACAUCCCAGACAGUAAAAUCAGAUGAUUCUAAGGGCAGUGAUGAUGUUAACAGAAUAGGAGGAUCAAUUCAGUUGCAAUCUCAAGGCUCUAGUCACAAAAAUAGAUCAGGCAAGUCAUCCAGGUCCGCACUUGCAGAGUUUGAGACGACCAUCACUGUCAAUAGGAAAAGAGGAAUGGUGCUCCCAUUUGAGCAAUACUCAAUUAGUUUUGAUGAAUUAACUUAUUCAGUUGACAUGCCACAGGAAAUGAAGAAUAAAGGUGUUCUCGAGGAUAAAUUGGUUCUCCUGAAAGGUGUAAGUGGUGCUUUUAGGCCAGGUGUUCUCACAGCUUUGAUGGGCGUUAUCGAUGCUGGCAAAACUACUCUGAUGGAUGUAUUGGCUGGGAGAAAAACUGGAGGAUACAUCGAAGGGGACAUAACAAUUUCUGGGUAUCCAAAGAACCAAGAUACAUUUGCUCGGAUUUCCGGAUACUGUGAACAGAAUGACAUCCAUUCACCUCAUGUUACUGUCUAUGAGUCGGUUCUUUACUCUGCAUGGCUGCGUUUACCUCCUGGUGUGGACAACCGAACCAGAAAGAUGUUUAUUGAGGAAGUCAUGGAGCUUGUGGAGCUAAAUCCGCUGAGACAGGCCUUGGUUGGUUUGCCUGGUGUGGAUGGUCUCUCCACUGAGCAACGCAAAAGGCUAACCAUAGCAGUCGAACUAGUCACAAACCCAUCAAUCAUUUUCAUGGACGAACCAACUUCAGGGCUUGAUGCAAGAGCUGCUGCUAUUGUCAUGAGAACAGUUAGGAAUACGGUGGACACGGGGAGAACGGUCGUAUGUACAAUUCACCAGCCGAGCAUUGAUAUGUUUGAAGCUUUCGAUGAGCUUUUCUUAAUGAAACGAGGGGGACAAGAGAUAUAUGUUGGUCCUCUGGGUCGCCAGUCUUCUCAUCUAAUAGAGUAUUUAGAGGGAAUCCAAGGAGUAAGCAGAAUCAAAGAUGGCUAUAAUCCAGCAACUUGGAUGCUCGAAGUUACAAGCCCAGCACAAGAACUCACUUUGGGCGUCGAUUUUUCUGAUUUGUACAAAAACUCAGAUUUGUACAGGAGAAACAAGGCUUUGAUUAAAGAGUUGAGCAUACCUCCUCCAAAUUCUAAGGAUCUUUACUUCCCGACUAAGUAUUCUCAGUCAAUUUUCACUCAGUUAAUGGCUUGCUUAUGGAAGCAACAUUGGUCUUAUUGGCGGAAUCCGCCUUACACAGCCGUUCGGUUCCUCUUCACCAUUUACGUCGCCUUAAUGGUUGGGACUAUGUUCUGGGACCGCGGCUCCAAAACGACUCGGAGCCAAGACUUGUUCAUUGCGAUGGGAUCCAUGUAUUCGGCCGUUCUCUUCCUUGGGAUCCAAAAUGCGUCCUCCGUGCAACCUGUUGUAGCAGUGGAAAGAACGGUUUUCUAUAGAGAGCGAGCUGCAGGGUUGUACUCAGCCCUUCCAUACGCAUUAGCACAAGUUCUAAUUGAAGUCCCUUAUGUUCUAAUGCAAGCUACAUCAUAUGGUUUAAUAGUUUACGGAAUGAUUGGAUUUGAAUGGACCGUCGAAAAAUUUUUCUGGUAUCUGUUCUUCUCAUACUUCACAUUGUUAUAUUUCACCUACUUUGGCAUGAUGACCGUGGGCAUAAGCCCAAACCAGCACAUCGCUACCCUCAUCGCUACUGCAUUCUACACCAUUUGGAACCUCUUUUCAGGGUUCAUUGUGCCAAGGACUAGGAUGCCUAUCUGGUGGAGAUGGUACUAUUGGGCGUGCCCAUUUGCUUGGAGUUUAUAUGGAUUAUUGGUCUCUCAGUUUGGUGAUUUGAAGAACACGCUCGAGGACACUGGGACCACGGUGGAAGAAUUCAUGAGAGAUUACUUCGGUUUCCGACAUAAUUUUCUGGGCACGGUCGCCGCUAUGAUGUUAGGAUUCACAGUGCUCUUCGCGUUCAUUUUCGCCAUUUCAGUCAAGUUGCUCAAUUUUCAGAAGCGGUAGACUUUAGCAUUGCAUCGAUCCACAUAACUAGCAUGUUUCUGUAAGAAAAGGAGCAAUGCUCAAGCAUACGCUGGGCAUCAUUUUAUUUUUCUUUAUUUUCCUCUUGAUCUAUGCUAUUUUUCCAGUCAAAUAAUG
Molecule: messenger RNA, 4529 nt
Organism: Eucalyptus grandis
Lineage: Eukaryota; Viridiplantae; Streptophyta; Magnoliopsida; Myrtales; Myrtaceae
Product: ABC transporter G family member 40
Cellular component (GO): membrane
Molecular function (GO): ATP hydrolysis activity; ATP binding; ABC-type transporter activity
Source: RefSeq, a predicted model, not a curated record